AUGACGGGCGGCGCGCUGGUGUACCUGGUGCUGCUCACCUUCGCCGUCAAGGGCGACCGCGGGGGAGUGGUGGUGCAGAGGAAGGAGCGCCAGGUGUCGGGGCUGAUGCCCUUCCCGCGCGUCGGCCGGUCCGGCGGUGACGUCAGCUGGACCCUGGACUCCCCAGAGCUGCAGGAGGCGAAGCGACAGGGGCUGAUGGCGUUCCCGCGCGUGGGUCGCUCCCGGGGCUACCUUGUGCUGCGCCCCGACGGCGGGCGGCGCGACACGGCGGGCGACGCCGGCGGCAUGUGGUUCGGGCCCCGGCUGGGCCGGAGGGACCGCCGCAGCGCCGAGGAGCCGCGCCAGCCCUGGGCGCUCGUCGCCCUGCGAGAGUACCCUAGCCAGAGGAGGCACGACGGCUACUACCACCGCGUCGAAGCCGGCAGCCCUGAGGACGAAGAGGAGUCCUCUGCGGACGAGGACAUGGCGGGCGAAGGAGCCGGCAGGACCUUCCGGGAUCAGCCAGCGUCGUCCUAG
Bacillus rossius redtenbacheri is the source of this 516-nucleotide messenger RNA. It is a transcript of the gene Capa, whose product is annotated as CAPA peptides. Bases 1 to 516 code for a protein of 171 amino acids. Gene Ontology annotation, molecular function: neuropeptide hormone activity. Gene Ontology annotation, biological process: neuropeptide signaling pathway. NCBI's taxonomy places the organism in Eukaryota, Metazoa, Arthropoda, Insecta, Phasmatodea, Bacillidae. The transcript is spliced from 4 exons. The record is from RefSeq and is a predicted model, not a curated record.